UCUUCUCUUCCUUCACAUACAAAGCAGACUUGUUUUCAAAAUGCAACUGAUGCUGUUGCUCUUGUUGCUCGUGGCAAUCGUGAGUUGUGUGCAGGGAGAGCAAAAUUGUUCACAUUGUACGCCCUGCGAUUACAAAUACUGUGCUGAGGGAAUGUUACCCGUGGGCUGUAUCAAACCAACAGGUUUCUCGGAUAAAUGUGGCUCAUCUGAACAUAUCUUUGUGCCAGUGGAUAGCCAACUUCGUGAGGAAAUACUUUUCGAUGUGAAUAUGGUGCGCGCUCGCUUGGCAAGUGGCUUGUUUAAUUCAUCGACUGGUGCUCGCAUGCCGACCAUGAUGUGGGACCCAGAGUUGGCACAUGCAGCCAAGGUGCUGAUCCAAGAGUGUGAUCACAGCAAAAUCUGUUCAAAUUCUGCAAAGUACAACUAUGUGGCGACCGUGGAGAUAAGCGGCGGUGUUCGUAAUUCACAAAGUAUAUCUGAAGAUUUCCUUCACAUCAUAUUGCCUGAAUGGUUAAAUGAUGUAAAUGGUUGUAACAUGAAUAUCCGGGAAGGGGUUACUCGCAAAGAAAUGGACUCUUGUGUGGGACACUAUAUACCGCUCAUCCAGGACAGAGGCAAUCGAAUGGGUUGCGCUAUGCGUCUUGAUGUUGCUGCUGAACCUGUGCCCGAUGGAAAUGAAUUUGCUAACAAUCGGUUGGUUGUUAUCUGCAAUCUAUCCCGUGCCCAUGUCAAUGAUAUGCCACACUACGAAGUGAGCUUGGUGCCUGCCCAGGAAUGUGAAACCGGACGACAUCCGUUCUUUGAGUUUCUAUGCGAUGUGAAUGAGGAAAUCGAUCCAAACUAUGUGGAACCCUUUGGCGCAAGAGUCAUAAAAGAGUGAAUAAAUAAUGAAAAUU
Drosophila nasuta is the source of this 896-nucleotide messenger RNA. It is a transcript of the gene antr, whose product is annotated as antares. Bases 41 to 880 code for a protein of 279 amino acids. The record is from RefSeq and is a predicted model, not a curated record. NCBI's taxonomy places the organism in Eukaryota, Metazoa, Arthropoda, Insecta, Diptera, Drosophilidae. The transcript is spliced from 3 exons.